CCAUCCUGCUGUCUGUCUGUCCAUCCCUCUGUUUGUGCAGCAGCUGGGGUGAAGAUGCUGCGCUUGGUCAGCCGUGCUGCACGCUGCUGGGGGGCAAGGCGGGCAGCGCAGGGGCCAGAGCGGGCACCCCAGGGAGCCCAACACCCCAUGGCUGUGCAGAGGGCAUGCCUCUCCAGUGCUGCUGGAACAGGCACCUGGCCCAAGGACGUGGGCAUCCUGGCACUGGAGGUAUACUUCCCCGCCCAGUACGUGGAGCAGGAGGAGCUGGAGCGGUAUGAUGGCGUGGAGGCCGGCAAGUACACGCGUGGCUUGGGCCAGCAGCAGAUGGGCUUCUGUGCGGCUCAUGAGGACAUCAACUCCCUCUGCCUGACGGUGGUGCAGCGGCUGGUGGAGCGCGGGCGCCUCUCCUGGGAUGCCAUCGGCCGACUGGAGGUGGGCACCGAGACAGUCAUUGACAAGUCCAAGGCCGUCAAGACCGUCCUCAUGCAGCUCUUCCACGACUCGGGCAACACUGAUGUGGAAGGCAUCGACACCACCAACGCCUGCUAUGGGGGCACAGCCUCGCUUUUCAAUGCAGCUGACUGGGUGGAGUCCAGUGCCUGGGACGGUCGCUAUGCCGUGGUGGUGUGUGGGGACAUCGCUGUCUAUGCCACAGGGAACGCACGGCCUACGGGAGGUGCCGGUGCCAUUGCCAUGCUGGUGGGACCCAACGCCCCACUGGUGCUGGAGAGAGGCCUGCGGGGAACCCACAUGGAGCAUGCCUAUGACUUCUACAAGCCAGAUCUGGCCUCUGAAUACCCAGUGGUGGAUGGGCAGCUCUCCAUCCAGUGCUACCUGCGGGCGCUGGACCGCUGCUAUGCUGUGUACCGCCGGAAGGCAGAGAGACAGUGGCAGCAGGCUGGCAUCCAGAGGCCCUUCACCCUUGACGACUUCAAGUUCAUCAUCUUCCACACGCCCUUCUGCAAGCUGGUGCAGAAGUCAGUGGGGCGGCUGCUGCUGAACGACUUCCUGGCCACCCCCAACCCUGAUAUGGCCACUGGCCCCUACAAGGGGCUGCAGCCCUUCCGUGGCGUGAAGCUGGAGGAUACCUACACCAGCAAGGAGGUGGAGAAGGCGUUCCAGGCGGCCAGCCAGGAGAUCUUCGACCAGAAGACCAAGCCGUCCCUGCUCCUCGCCUCCCGGAACGGCAACAUGUACACGCCUUCCAUGUAUGGUUGCCUGGCCUCCCUCCUGGCACACCCUCAUGGCAGAUCCUCGGCGCGGGACCUGGCUGGCUCCCGGAUUGGUGCCUUCUCCUACGGCUCAGGGCUGGCUGCCAGCAUGUUCUCCCUUCGUGUCUCACAGGAUGCAGCCCCAGGUUCACCCCUGGAUAAGCUAGUCUCCAGCCUGGCCGACCUGCCAGCUCGCCUGGAUGCCCGCAAGCGUGUGGCCCCACAGGACUUUGCUGAGAUCAUGAAGAGGCGGGAGGAGACGCAUCACUUGGCCGACCACACUCCCCACGGCUCCCAGGCAGAUCUCUUCCCUGGCACCUGGUACCUGACACGGGUGGAUGCCAAGUAUCGCCGGGAAUAUGCCAGGAAGCCCAUCUAGCGGUGACCAAAGCGGUGAGCUGCAGGGAGGGGGACGCUCUCCUCCCCACCGGCAUCCCUGCUCACCCCAGAUCCAGUGCUGGCCUCUGUGGGAAACCUCACCCUGGACGGCCAGGAAGUGGCGGCAGUGCCUUGGGCUCCAGAGCUGGUGGAGACAGAGGUGUUUUCUGCAAAAGCCCGGGCACCACAGGGGAAUAAACAUGCAAAUGAGAGGGGGCAGCA
Molecule: messenger RNA, 1811 nt
Organism: Phalacrocorax carbo (great cormorant)
Lineage: Eukaryota; Metazoa; Chordata; Aves; Suliformes; Phalacrocoracidae
Source: RefSeq, a predicted model, not a curated record